UGAUAGUGUAGUACAUCCACAAGAGGACUAAAGACUACAGCCUGAUGCCACUUUAAUGUCUUUUCUUGGUAGUGGCAUUUGUACCGUUAUUCAUUGCUCGACGACAAAGAAAUGGUACAUUCCAUAAAAGGAGGACCUUAUUGACAGAAUCGUAGGAGAAGAUUUAAGUUAUCCUUGGUCCAAAACAUAAAAGCAAAGAAAAGUAUACUCUGGAGUUUUUUUUUUGGUACUACGUACAAAGAAAAAGCCUUUCUUGUGCAGUAAGGAAAUUAAAGCGAAAGAAAAACCUCAUGCUCAUUUUUUGUAAUAAAUAUGGCAAAUUUCAGCACAAAUAUUUUUUGUAGUCUGCCGAUAUAGUCUAAGCUCUCUGCUAACAAACCCAUAUAACUGGACACAGACCAAGAUGGCGACAUUAAACUUGAAACUUCUUAUAGACAACAACUCUAAUAAGGUAGUUUUUGCAGAGGCCGGAAAGGAAUUUGUGGACUUCCUCUUUGGAUGCCUACAGGUACCUCUUGGUUCCAUAAUGGGACUUCUUUCGAAACAUGACCUGGUUGGGUUAGGGUCUUUGAGUAGAGUCUAUGAGAGUAUUGAAAACCUUGACCCCAGCUUUCUUCAAUCAAAGGCAAGCAAGGACUCUCUCUUGAGGCCUAAACCAUCCUUCUCAUCAAACACUCAUACCCCUCAAUUGUUGCUGGACUUUGUACCACCAACACCAAGCACACCCUCAUUCUCAUCUGGACAAUCAAGUCUUGCAUUUGGGUUUGCUCAACCGAAUGCUCCUAGUACUGAGGUGAAGGAGACAGGGUAUGUCAGAGAUGUGGUGACAUAUAUGGUGAUGGAUGAUCUGACGGUGAAACCAAUGUCUACCAUUUCUGGCGUUACCCUUCUCACUAAUUUAUAUGUCAAAGAUGUCAGUUCCCUAAGGGAGAAGAUGGUCGAGCUUGACAUAAAGAAGGGUUUGGAGCUGAUAACGGCUUCAUUCGACUCUACCACAGUCCUUACAGAUUUUUUCAUUGGGAGUAAGCGUUCUCAGUCAUUUCUAGACAUAUGGGAUCCCGUCGAUGGCUUCUUCAACUCUAGCAUUGCUUACGCCCCUGCCAUAGCAAUCGAAACCUAUGCUAAUUUACCCAACUUGCGAAUUGAUUGGAAGGAGACCCCAGAGGCUCAUGUCUUCAAGGCGGACCUUCCGGGACUCGUAAAGGAGGAGGUGAAAGUUGAGGUUGAAGAAGGCAAAAUUCUUCAAAUUAGCGGAGAAAGGAGCAAAGAGCAAGAGGAGAAGAAAGAUAAGUGGUAUCGUGUAGAAAGAAGCAGUGGAAAGUUCCUUCGUAGGUUCAGGUUACCAAAAAAUGCAAGGACUGAUCAGGUUAAGGCUAGUAUGGAGAAUGGAGUUCUCACCGUGUUUGUUCCUAUAGAGGGGGUUGUGAAGAAACCAGAGGUCAAGACCAUUGAGAUCUCUGGCUGAGAAAGAUGUCCGCCAAGCUUGAAGCUUUUGUUUGUGUGUGUUCAUAAAUGUCUGAAAAAUGUAUCAUCAUAUCUCUAAUAAUUUGCAUUCUGCCCAAUAAUGAAAGGUUAGGCUUCGUUAUUUGUUGCAAGGUAUUGGACUUGGUGUAUAUACCAUUUGAGUAAUGUUACAAAUAU
Quercus robur (English oak) is the source of this 1641-nucleotide messenger RNA. RefSeq lists its product as uncharacterized. The transcript has 3 exons. Lineage: Eukaryota; Viridiplantae; Streptophyta; Magnoliopsida; Fagales; Fagaceae. The record is from RefSeq and is a predicted model, not a curated record. Bases 404 to 1465 code for a protein of 353 amino acids.